AUGGCAAACUCCGUCCUGUUGCACUCCGAUAACUGUAGCCCUGGCUCAAAAUACUUUGCUGGUAGCCCGCCAAGCGACACGCACCAGCCGAUCAUGCUGCACGUCCGCGGCUGCAGCGGUCAAGUGAUCUGCACCAUCGAUCCCUCAGCCCGCAGCCACAAAGACGGGAUCGUCCUUGACGACCUGGCGCUCACCGUAGGCAUGCGCCUAGACGUGCCCGCCAACCGCAUCAGCAUUCACUUCGCUGAAGGACAAGCUGAACUAAAUCCGAAAAUGACCUGGGCCGACUGCGAACACCUCACUGCCCAACACAGCAGCUACGAACUACUGGCAGUCGUCCGACAUUUUCGAGACGGAGGAGCACCCGAACUAUCCCUUGCCAUUCAGAUGGAGAAUCACCGACAAGUCUGCAGCCUGCUAGAAGAGCUAGUGGACCCCAACAUCGCAAUCAGCCACGACAGCAACUACGCACCAUGCAGCCCUUUGUGCAUCGCCGCCUACACCAAUUUUGACAACCCCUACAUCGCCCAGGCACUCACCGCGGCCCACGCCAAUGUAGACGGGAAGCACUUCGCCAUGAGUCCUCUGACGGCAGCCUGCGAAAGUUACAACCUGCAGAUGAUCAACUUCCUCGUUGAAGCCCGCGCAGACACAAACCGACCAACGUCGUCCACGGACACGCCUCUGCUUAUUGCGGUGUCCAUGGAUUCCGCACCGCUGGUGCACCUCCUCCUGCGCCACCGUGCCAACAUCAACCAACAAGAUCAUUGGCAACGCGGUCCCAUAGAACGGGCCUUCCAGCACAGGGCACCCCGAGCAGCAGCAUGCCUUCUGCGGGCGAAAGCGCAAGUGCAGCCGCACACAAAUGCCAACUGCUUACUCCACCGCGCCGCAAGCAAAGGCAGCUUAACCUGGAUCAAAAUACUCCUCGCAGCCGGGGCAAACCCGCAAAGCAGAGAUGAGCACGGCCGCCUUCCCAUCAAUGUCCUCCGACGCCUGCCAACCUUUCAACAGCGCCAGCAAAUCAAACGCAGCCUUUGCUCAGCCAGUCCCACAGCCACUCGCCGCAGCCCAUCCGCGGAAAAUCCAGUGGGUCACACAGGCGAGUAG
Molecule: messenger RNA, 1110 nt
Organism: Symbiodinium sp. CCMP2592
Lineage: Eukaryota; Dinophyceae; Suessiales; Symbiodiniaceae
Source: the annotation of a GenBank genome assembly